Molecule: messenger RNA, 828 nt
Organism: Ilex paraguariensis (yerba mate)
Lineage: Eukaryota; Viridiplantae; Streptophyta; Magnoliopsida; Aquifoliales; Aquifoliaceae
Source: the annotation of a GenBank genome assembly
AUGAUUCAAAUAUUCUCUGAAUAUACCCAAUUCCACCAUCACCAACAAUAUCAUCCCUCAGUGCCAUGGAAGCCCAUUGUUUCUUCUUCUCCUGUUCUGUCAGCUCAAUUUAGAGCAAAACCCCAAAUAGAAAAAUGGUUAAUUAACAGGGAUUGCUGGGGCUUUAGUAAAAAUUUCCCAAGGCAUACGCUAGCCCCUAUCGCACCGGCUUCAGUUUUAUCGAAUUCUAAUGAUAAUAAUGAUGAUUUUGUGGAAAUUAUUGAUGCCAAAACUAGUAGCAGAAGGAGUGGUGAUGGAAUGUUUGACGGGAGGAUUUCAAAAGGGUCGGGAACCACAGCUAGAGGGCGGAGAUUGCUGAAGAUUCGGGAGGAGAAGAGGAAACGCGAAUAUGAUCGUCUUCACAACUACCCUGCUUGGGCAAAGGUCCUUGAAGAUGCGUGCAAAAACGAUAAUGAGCUUCGAGCUGUUCUUGGUGAUAGCAUUGGGAACCCUGAGCUGAUGAGGAAAAGGGUUGAAGAAAGAGUUCGUACGAAGGGUCGCGAUUUUCAAAAAUCUAAAACAGGCUCUGUCCUUGCUUUCAAAGUCAGCUUUAGAGACUUCAAUCCUGUUGAUUCCUACAUAUGGUUUGAACUAUAUGGAUCACCGUCUGAUAGGGAUGUUGAUCUUCUUGGUAGUGUAAUUCAAUCAUGGUAUGUCAUGGGGCGCUUGGGCGCAUUUAAUUCAUCUAAUUUGCAGGAACUAUUCAUCUUCAGUGUAAAGAAUUGGAUUAGGGGAUCGGCAGAAAGAUAUUAUGUCGUAAACUGGCCAGAUAGAUCUGUUGUGGCAUAG